Molecule: messenger RNA, 1511 nt
Organism: Caenorhabditis auriculariae
Lineage: Eukaryota; Metazoa; Nematoda; Chromadorea; Rhabditida; Rhabditidae
Source: the annotation of a GenBank genome assembly
AUGCUUGUUCGGCUGCUGUGUCUUCUCGCCGUCUUUGCUGCCGUCGUCGCCGAUAUCGAUUUUGUCAGCUUCUUUGAAUUUUUUUAAAAUUUAAAAAUUUUUUUGAAAUUUUUCUUUUUAAAUGAAUGGUUUGCUAUUAAAAAGAUCAUAAAUAGUUUUGUUAGAAAAAUUAUAAUAUAUCUUAGAUGAUAUUUCCUUUCCAAUAAGGUUUCAGAGCUGCGAACUUUUGGAAAAAAAAAACGGUCUUUUUCGAAAUUUUCAUUUUCGGUACAGAAAAGCUGUAUAGUACAAUUUACCUCAACAUUUUCGUUUUUUUUUUCAAUGAUUCCGAUAGACUACAGCCAGUUUUCAGGCCUUGGUAUGUGACAAAGGUUACCGUGUAUCGGCCAUUCGCCGCACGAAAACCUACUACAGCACUCUGGGAACGCUUACUGUAGAGUGCGAACAAAUUGCGCUUCCCGAGUCGACAACCUGCGCUCCACAGGCAAACGUCCCCAAGUGCACGGGGCUACUUGAAGGUUUUUUUUUUUUUUUAGCUUUUUAAAAAGUUCUUAGAAUCAUUUUUUAAUGAGAAAAAUAGCGGGAUACAUUAAAUUUUUUACAGGUUGUUCUGGCGACAGUUGGCUUGGCGGUUUUCACGCAUUUCAACUGGAAAAUGCGACGCAGGCGACAGUGUUAGUGUAGAUUCAGUUGAAAAUUUUUAUGAAAUUUUUAAUGUUCGCUCAGAAGUCUGUAGCCAGGAAAGUUGAAUUUGGAAACAAUUUGGGUCAAGUUGAAGAAAAUUAGGAAAAAAUUGUUUUGAAUACUAAUCGAGUUGAUUUCAACAGACUCGACCCGAUCUGCUGCACUUCUCCUUCGGUUUCAGUAGACUCGUCUUCUUGCAUCAACGACCAACUGAACACGGGAACCCAGGAUUUUUGCUCACUCCAUUGUCGCAGAUUUGGUAAUAAUCUCAUCAACAUGAAAAAUAUCAAGAUAAUGAACAAAAAAACGAAAAAGUAUUAAUUUUUUUGUGCUGAGAAAUUUCCUGUUAUCGAGAUUCAAAAUUUUUCGAUAAUUUUUUUAUAACUAAAAAAGAUGCAACCAAGUUGAACUGAAAAGUAUGGAAGUACAUGUAUUGAUGAACACUCCGGCUUUCACUUCUAUUUCAGCUCUCAAAAAAAGUUGUUUAUUUGAGGUUUACCGAGGCUGGCAGUGCUGGCAUCAGUACGACGGCAACAGAACUCUCGUCGAUUUGCUGUGGAAAAACGGAGAUCUGUCCAUUCGUUUCGAGGGAAUUUCCCGUGAUCACCAGAUCGAGUUCGUCUUUUUCUCUUGCUUUCAAUCACAUUAUUCAUUUUGCAGCCGAUUGUGAGGAGUGCAGUUGUGCCUGCGGAGUGGAACAGUGCUCAAACGGCGUGGAGCCCGUCAGGGUGAUCCAUCGAAAGCUUCUUUUUCCCGUGUGGUUGCGACUGUUCCUGUACUUUCAAAUGUCUAACACCUUGAAACUGUAUAACAAGUUUUACUCAUAA